GCAAGCUAUCAUGAAGGUAUUAGCGUACUCUCUACUCUUCCUUGUGGCUUAUAGCUCUGCCUACUCCAUAUUUCCUAAUGUGGGAGCAGGAGCAAACCUACAGAUAAAUGGAAAAGUAAAUGCAGGAAAUGGAAGAAGUGCAGGAGCGGACAUAAAGAUAGGAGCAGGUUUAGGUGCAAAAGGGAAUGGGGGAUCAAAAGCAGGAAUAGAAGGAGGAGCAGGCAUAAAUAUAAACGCAGGAAUAAAAGGACCAAAUGGCAAAUCAGGUGUAGAAGCGGGAGCAGGAGUAAGUGGAGGAUUGAAGCUUCCUUCUCUACCUCUUCUUCCUUUCCCUCAUCCUCGUAUACCUAUUCCUGUUCCCAUAUUGCCUUGGGGAAGCAAAAGUACUUCCACUACUACUGAAAAGUCUACCUCACAUCAGACUACUAUACACCCAACUGGAUCAUCCAGCGGUACUAAACCACCUAGUUCUCCUAGUACUAUACAUCCGACCAAACCAUCCAGCAGUUCUAAAUCACCCUGUACUCACAGUACUGUACGCCCAACUGGAUCAUCCAGCGGUACUAAACCACCUAGUUCUCCUAGUACUAUACAUCCGACCAAACCAUCCAGCAGUUCUAAAUCACCCAGUACUCACAGUACUGUACGCCCAACUGGAUCAUCCAGCGGUACUAAACCACCUAGUUCUCCUAAUAGUACACAUCCGACCAAACCAUCCAGCAGUUCUAAAUCACCCAGUACUCACAGUACUGUACGCCCAACUGGACCAUCCAAAAGUACUAAACCACCUAGUUCUCCUAAUAGUACACAUCCGACCAAACCAUCCAGCAGUUCUAAAUCACCCAGUACUCACAGUACUGUACGCCCAACUGGACCAUCCAAAAGUACUAAACCACCUAGUUCUAGUACACAUCCGACCAAACCAUCCAGCAGUUCUAAAUCACCCAGUACUCACAGUACUGUACACCCAACUGGAUCAUCGAGCAGUACUAAAUCACCUAGUACUGCUUCUAUUCCUUGCAAAGGAUCUAGUAGCUCUGCCUCACCAAGUUCUUCCAGUCCAGGACAAUCUACCGCAACGUAUAAUAACUCUGGUUCACCAAGUUCUUCCAGUUCUGAAAAACCAACCGAAGCAUCCAGCAGCUCCACUUUGCCAGAUACUGAUUCUUCUCCUUAUGAAGAAUCUAGUAGUUCUGCCUCACCAAGUUCGUCAAGUUCUGAUAAACCAACUGAAGAAUCUAGUAGCUCUGCCUCACCAAGUUCUUCCAGUUCUGAAAAACCAACCGAAGCGUCCAGCAGCACUAGUUUGCCAGAUACUGAUUCUUCUCCUUAUGAAGAAUCCAGCAGCUCGACCUCGCUAGGUACUGAUUCUUCUCCUUAUGAAGAAUCUAGCAGUUCUGCCUCACCAAGUUCGUCCAGUUCUGAUAAACCAACUGAAGAAUCUAGUAGCUCUGCCUCACCAAGUUCUUCCAGUUCUGAAAAACCAACCGAAGCGUCCAGCAGCACUAGUUUGCCAGAUACUGAUUCUUCUCCUUAUGAAGAAUCCAGCAGCUCGACCUCGUUAGGUACUGAUUCUACUCCUUGUGAAAAAUCUAGCAGUUCUGCUUCACCAAGUUCUUCCAGUUCUGAAGAACCAACUGAAGCAUCCAACAGCUCUGCUUCACCAAGUUCUUCCAGUUCUGAAGAACCAACUGAAGCAUCCAACAGCUCUGCUUCACCAAGUUCUUCCAGUUCUGAAGAACCAACUGAAGCAUCCAACAGCUCUGCUUCACCAAGUUCUUCCAGUUCUGAAGAACCAACUGAAGCAUCCAACAGCUCUGCUUCACCAAGUUCUGCCAGUUCUGAAGAACCAACUGAAGCAUCCAGCAGCUCUGCUUCACCAAGUUCUGCCAGUUCUGAAGAACCAACUGAAGCAUCCAACAACUCUGCUUCACCAAGUUCUUCCAGUUCUGAAGAACCAACUGAAGAAUCCAGCAGCUCUGCUUCACCAAGUUCUUCCAAUUCUGAAGAACCAACUGAAGCAUCCAGCAGCUCUGCUUCACCAAGUUCUGCCAGUUCUGAAGAACCAACUGAAGAAUCCAGCAGCUCUGCUUCACCAAGUUCUGCCAGUUCUGAAGAACCAACUGAAGAAUCCAGCAGCUCUGCUUCACCAAGUUCUUCCAAUUCUGAAGAACCAACUGAAGCAUCCAGCAGCUCUGCUUCACCAAGUUCUGCCAGUUCUGAAGAACCAACUGAAGCAUCCAGCAGCUCUGCUUCACCAAGUUCUUCCAGUUCUGAAAAUCCAUGUAGCAAAUGCAUCUGUAACUGUCCUCGCUAUUAGAUCCAUGUUCAUUUUGUGAAGAACAAAGCGAAGUACCUAGAAACUCUUCCUAGUUCUUCCAAUUCUGAAUAUACAAAAACCCAAGCACCCAAGAAAUCUACCUUUACCGUUUAUUAUUAAUUAACCCUAUGGAGCUAAAAUUAUUAGUCAUAAAGAAAAAAUAAAAAAAAAAAGUAUCUAACAAAAUGUAAGCAUCGAAAAAAAUGCACUUUUUCUUUCUUUUAUUUUUUGAAAUACUCUUUUUUGAAAUAUUCUUAUGUCAUCUCCCAAUACUUUAUUAUACAAUUCAUUUCGAUGUUAAUUAACUACGUAUUUACUUCAGAUCGAUGGUAAUGUCGAUUUCACCGGCUAACGAAUAUCGAAGAAAAAAAAAAGAGAAUAAUA
This is a messenger RNA of Vespa velutina, 2704 nucleotides long. RefSeq lists its product as uncharacterized. The record is from RefSeq and is a predicted model, not a curated record. The transcript has 2 exons. NCBI's taxonomy places the organism in Eukaryota, Metazoa, Arthropoda, Insecta, Hymenoptera, Vespidae. Bases 11 to 2320 code for a protein of 769 amino acids.